Messenger RNA from Australozyma saopauloensis, 675 nucleotides. RefSeq lists its product as uncharacterized. The transcript has a single exon. The record is from RefSeq and is a predicted model, not a curated record. Lineage: Eukaryota; Fungi; Ascomycota; Pichiomycetes; Serinales; Metschnikowiaceae. Bases 1 to 675 code for a protein of 224 amino acids.
AUGUUCCGCACUAUUGCUUCAAGAUCCGUUAUUGCUAGAACUGCCGUUUUGCAGCCAGCAAGAACCUUCGUCUACACCCCUGUCGUGAGAACGCCAGUGGUCGACACGGCUAAGGACAUGUUGAACAAGGCCAACAAGAAAACUGGUGAAGUACUUGCUUCUGCAAUGGAGACCGCAGAAAAUGCGACUCCUUCUGUAGAAGACGUUAAGCAGGCCGCUCAUAAAGUUAACCAGAAGACUGGAGAGGUUUUGGCCGAUGGCAUGGAGAAAGUCGAAGAGGUUGCCAAGAAGGCUUCCCAUAUGACUGAGGAGGCUGCUGAGAAGGUAAAGCACACCUCUGCUAAAGACGUUAAGGAAGCCGCCGCUGAUGCUGCAGACACCAUUAACAAGAAGUCAGGUGAAGUUUUGGCUGACGGUAUGGACAAGGCUGAGCAAGCCAAGGAGGCUGUCAAGGACAAGGCCCAAAAUGCCAAAGAAGCCGUGAAGGACGAGGCUGAGAAUGUCAAGGACAAGGCAGAGAAUGCUAAAGAUGCUGUCAAGGAUAAGGCUGAGGAUGCCAAGGUUGCCGCCGAAGCCAAGUACAAGGUCGAAAAGAACGCCGCUGGUUACAAAAGCUUGCAAGACAAGGGUUCUAAGGUUGAGGCCGAGCAAAACCGUCCAGAUGAUGCCAUCUAA